AUGACCACCAACCCAGCCUCACGCAAGACGACCAACAUUGUCGCCAACCCCAACGUCUCUCUUCUCGUCCACGACUGGGUUUCCCACCGGCCACCUACCCAGGGCCGCCGCAUGUCCGGCGGUUCUCCAGGCCCCGAACACCGCUCCAGUCUCGCCUCCCUUCUCCUCAACCUCAACUCCUCGGCCAUGUCCAGCAUCAGCGCUACCAUAGGAGGAGCCGCCCGCCUGGCCCCGUCCGGCUCAGACGAGGAGAAGUACUUUACGGAACAGCAUCUCGCCAACAAUACCUUUGAGGAAGGGGAGGCCAUUUUCCGGCAGGAUAGCAACACGGAUACCGAUCGACGUGGAAGUCACUUCGUAGCCGGGGAGGAGGUACGGGUCAUCAUUGUUGAUAUCAAGGACGUCAGAAUCAGUGACUGGAAGGGCACGGUCCGGGACUGGGCUUUGGUGUCGGAUGCGGCUUUGGUCAACGGGGACUAA
Messenger RNA from Metarhizium acridum CQMa 102, 480 nucleotides. RefSeq lists its product as uncharacterized. NCBI's taxonomy places the organism in Eukaryota, Fungi, Ascomycota, Sordariomycetes, Hypocreales, Clavicipitaceae. Gene Ontology annotation, cellular component: cytoplasm; nucleus. The record is from RefSeq and is a predicted model, not a curated record.